AUGUUACUAGGGAACAAGAAAGCGGGUUUAUUGUUAUUGCUUUGUGUGCAUGUUUUUGUGGCCAAUAUUGUGGUUGCAAGGAAUGUGGCAAAUGUAAACAAUGAAGAGGAGAAGAACCUUUUAGGAUUUGGUAAGGGAGGUGGAUUUGGAGUUGGAUUUGGUGGAGGAGGAGGAACUGGUGGAGGUGGUGGGUUCGGAGGUGGAGCUGGAGGAGGAGGUGGACUUGGGGGUGGUGCAGGUGGUGGAGGAGGUUUUGGUGGAGGUGCAGGUGGGGGCGGUGGACUUGGAGGUGGAGGAGGGUUUGGUGGAGGUGCCGGUGGAGGGCAUGGGAUAGGAGGUGGGAUUGGUAAAGGAGGAGGAAUUGGUGGUGGGAUAGGAAAAGGUGGAGGACUUGGUGGGGGUGGUGGCUUUGGAAAAGGUGGAGGGGUAGGAGGUGGUCAUGGUGGAGGACUUGGUGGGGGUGGUGGCUUUGGAAAAGGUGGAGGGGUAGGAGGUGGUCAUGGUGGAGGACUUGGUGGGGGUGGUGGCUUUGGAAAAGGUGGAGGGGUAGGAGGUGGUCAUGGUGGAGGGUUAGGGGGUGGUGUUGGAAAGGGCGGUGGCAUUGGCAAGGGUGGAGGUCUUGGUGGUGGAGGAGGCUUUGGAAAAGGUGGUGGCAUUGGAGGUGGAAUUGGCAAGGGUGGAGGUCUUGGUGGUGGAGGAGGCUUUGGAAAAGGUGGUGGCAUUGGAGGUGGAAUUGGAAAAGGUGGAGGUCUUGGUGGUGGAGGAGGUUUUGGAAAAGGUGGUGGUGUAGGAGGUGGGAUUGGUAAAGGUGGAGGUCUUGGUGGUGGCGGAGGAUUUGGAAAAGGUGGUGGUGUAGGAGGUGGAAUUGGCAAAGGUGGAGGGCUUGGAGGAGGUGGUGGUGUAGGAGGUGGAAUUGGCAAAGGUGGAGGUCUUGGUGGUGGUGGAGGCUUUGGAAAAGGUGGCGGAAUUGGAGGUGGAAUCGGUAAAGGUGGAGGUUUAGGUGGUGGUUCAGGUGGAGGUGGCGGUUUAGGUGGUGGCGUUGGAGGUGGUUCUGGCACUGGUAUUGGUGGUGGAAUUGGGAAAGGAGGAGGUUUUGGUGGAGGUGUUGGAGGUGGUUCAGGCGGAGGUUUAGGUGGUGGUUCAGGGGGAGGCUUAGGUGGUGGUUCAGGGGGAGGCUCAGGUAGUGGCAUUGGAGGAGGAUUUGGUAAAGGUGGAGGUUUGGGCGGUGGUGCCGGUGGAGGUUCUGGCGGUGGUGCCGGUGGAGGAUUUGGCAAAGGUGGUGGCUUUGGAGGAGGUGUUGGCGGAGGAGCAGGUGGUGGUUUUGGUGGAGGGGCUGGUGGUGGAUUUGGUGGCGGUGGCGGUGGCGGAGGAGGUGGAGGCGGAGGCGGUGGAAUUGGACAGUGGCACCACUAA
Molecule: messenger RNA, 1413 nt
Organism: Lathyrus sativus (Indian pea)
Lineage: Eukaryota; Viridiplantae; Streptophyta; Magnoliopsida; Fabales; Fabaceae
Source: the annotation of a GenBank genome assembly